Molecule: messenger RNA, 2037 nt
Organism: Opisthorchis viverrini
Lineage: Eukaryota; Metazoa; Platyhelminthes; Trematoda; Opisthorchiida; Opisthorchiidae
Exons: 7
Coding region: 1-2037 (678 amino acids)
Biological process (GO): cell differentiation; anatomical structure development; positive regulation of transcription by RNA polymerase II
Molecular function (GO): RNA polymerase II cis-regulatory region sequence-specific DNA binding; zinc ion binding; nuclear receptor activity
Source: RefSeq, a predicted model, not a curated record
AUGUCACGUCGUGGGAUCCUCAGGACUGUCGCUGCCCGGGAACUGCAAGAGGCACCACUGACCACGUUGCAGCCGCAGGAGAAGAGGGAUGGUUCAUCAGUGGAGGAACUGCAGACCAGAGUGGACCAACUUGCCGAACAGCUGACAGCCUUGAAGACGGAAUCGCGGAGGCACGCUCCAACCAGCCGGUGCUACAUGUGUGGCAAGCCUGGCCACUGGAAGAAUCAGUGUCCCCGUACCCGAUCACUUGUGCACGAUAAAACUUUAGAGUACUCCUCUUUUCCUGGGUGGGUCGCGAUUAGCGCACUGACACAGGCUACCAUAGAAGCUCACCGACUACCUGCACUAUCCAAAGCUCUAAACUUUGAAUCAAGAAGUUUUGAGAUAUCGCCUGUGCCUCCAAGCUGGAUGGACAAAACUAUAGAUUGGAUGGUUUCGCGUUCAUCGCAACUAGAACGUGCAUUUCUUCCAGUUCGCCCCCAACCAAAUACUGACAUCUACACUUCUGAAGUAGACGGAACUUCUGCGCUGAGGAAAGCUACCAAUUCUCUCUCAAAGGAAGUGUCUAAAAGCUUUAGCGUUUCAAGCCUCACUGGCUCAUCAAAUACAGACAUCCCACAUAGUGAAUAUACAGGUUUUAUAGCGAAUCCCGAAAAAUGUUGGCAUCCCUCCGCCAAUCACUGUUCAAACCAAAUUUUAGCGGAUCCCUUUUGUACUGGCUCUUCUUGGUGGUUGAUGCAGCUGUUUUCGCGCUACGCUCCUGCGAGACAAACCACGCUUAUUCCGCAGACGCUGCUAAAUCACCCUGUAUUCCACCCGCAAAAUUCCUGCAACAAAACAAGCGACAUAAAUACAAGUUGGGACUGCAAUCAACCAAAUUACACCUUCCAUCCUACGGUGACCAAUUUUCCAACACCUCCAUACACAUCAGCAUCCGGGAGCCAUCGCUGGAACGCGAUGCCUAAAAAUCAUGCAGAUAUCGGAUCAAUCCCCGAACAAGCGCCGCUUGUUGGGUCCGGAAGUACGGAGUUCUCUCAGAAGGAAGCAAAGCUUAUGUACCCACCCGAAUUUAGUGACUUAAAGAAAGUCCAUCCACAUGGUUUGUACUGCUCCGUGUGUGGAGACGCUGGUACAGGGCUCUGCUCCAUCGAUAAAGCACACCGCAAUCAAUGUCAAGCAUGCCGCCUCAAAAAGUGUCUCCGAAUGGGUAUGAACAAAAACGCGGUCCAGAAUGAGAGACAGCCAAGAAACAGCGCUCAAAUGAGAGUCCACGACCUGUCGACUUCAUCUACUCAAGAGACGAGCAUCACGGGCAACGGUCUCGCAUAUUCGGAUCGCCUUACAUUGAAUUCAGAAUCAGCAACUGCGAGCGCACAGUUCAUGUCUCAUCUUGAUGGUCAUAUCACCGUAUCUGCUGACACAGCUAACGGACAACACUAUCAGUCAACUGACAUGUCAUUAAGGACGGCAACCAAAACACCACAAAAACAACCUCAAUCUCCCUAUCGUCUAUCACAAACACCGACUCAGUUCCGAUCAGUUAGGCAAGAUUAUGAACUGACAAGGAGGCAACGUAUUGGACUUAACUACAGCAGACGGUCAUCGCUUGACCACCAUCAACGGGAGAAGUACGGAUCAUCAAGGUCCUCAACCGACUAUUCAUCCGAAUCGAAUUCACAUUGUUUACAAGAACCACGCUGCCCUGACAUCGGAGCAACAGAUGCACCACUGUCCUCUCUAACAACCUCGGAUAAUUCGGGGCUGCUCAUGUUCAGAUCGCUCUUCAAUACGGCCUGGUCGGAAAUGCCUGUUAAAAGUGCCGGAUGUGCAUUUGACUUCCCAAACACCCAGUUGGGCUAUGAGUCGUUGCAAUACCUUAGGAACAGUCUUCUAAUCCAAAUGACACAGUUUAGUCAUCUGGAGUGGUGGAACAAUCUGUUCAGCGCUGUAUUGAUCAAAUGUUUUUCUAAAUUUGGCUCGGUUGGACUGGUAGAUAUGGCGAAAGUUCCCACUUGGAGCUCACUUCGGAAAAGUUAA